AUGCGCGGUAUCAAACAAUGCACUGAAUGCCUUUUGCCUUGUGAAUUAAAACCAUGUUUGAAUAAUGCCACUUGCAUCCCGGUUGGAAAAACGGGCUUUUUCUGUUCCUGUGCUGCUGGAUAUACUGGACAAAAGUGUGAGUUUACACUGGCCGAGCCUUUGAAGAGUAACAUAUGUGUAAAUGGCGGAGUUGAAUUAUCGUCAUCUGACAGGUUACUUAUUUAUUUAUUUAUUUAUUUAUUUUUUAUUUUUCCAAACAUAAGAAAAAUGCACUCCACUACAGUCAACCCGCAGCUUGUUUUAAUGAUAAGUUCGGCCAGUCUGUCCAAUAUUUUCUGCGUUACGGUUGGUACUAUAGUCAUCUAAAUAUAAAUAGUGAUAUAUUUGUAAAGAAAUUUCUUCUCGGAACUCAAAUGACGAUCUCUCGCGAUUAAGGACAGUAAUUCGUUGGAGGGUGUCCGAAAUAAAGGGAGUUGACUAUAUUUACUAUAAUGGACAGAGAAUCUUUGAAUACUUGAAUACAAACAAUACUUAAUUUUAAGACGCGAUAAAAGCGGUUCCCAAACCUAGAGAGCUUCAGAAAUUCGGAGCCUAAAAGUUGAUUUACUGUGUUACAGGUUAUGCAACUGCCCGCUCGGAUAUGGAGGCAGAGAGUGUAAUAUAAGUAAGUAGUAGAAGUAGUAGAAGUUUUACCUUAUGAAAUAGCUUCCUAAUGCGUCGGAUAUAUAAUCUGUCAAUAACUGAUGUUGUCGCAGUAUAAACUUUUCAAUGUAAGGGAUCUAAAGGCACACAGUCUUUGUGUGCGGGUACAGGUGACCACCCCAUCCUAGAGCCAUCAGCAUGGGUAGAGCGUUUCGUACUAUACCCUGGAGGCCACACUUGGGAAGUCUUGGUGGCCUUUUAAAACCGGAAGGGGAACUACCGGUGGUGCAAAUGGUAAGAGUAAACGCCUUCCACUGAUAUAGGCUGGAAUCGAUUCUAGCGCCACACAGUGGAUUGACUUUGUUGUUGGUUCUCUUCACAAGUCUACUUCGAGCUGAAAAGUUGUCUCUAAUUAAUUGGGGACGUUUAAGAGGCCACACGUUUAGAACAGUGAAUUCUAUCCGGUGUCACGCUCUCUAAACUACAUAAGUGUAAGUUUUCAUAGUUGCAGUAGAAUUUUUUCACGACAACCCCUACAAAAAAAACACGCACACUGGCAACAGAUUUUAAGUACUAAAGAAACCUUAGUUUACAAACUUCUGCUGUUGGGUUUAUUUUAACCUUUUCGGUGCAAAGUUCUUUAAAAUAGCUUGCAUGAGGCAACGUAUAGUUGAGUCGAUUCCAGUGACUCUUGCUGAUUGGCUGUUUCGUUGUAGCUGUCCAGUUUGGAAAAAAUGCAUUGCUCAGUGGUGACGGUUUCUUGGAAUUCCCAUCAUCGACCAUGCGAGGACCGAGGUGAGGUUUUUUCUUUGGUGUUCAGUGAACCUUCUGAGCUAACAUUUCUCAGCAUCAGGAGAGUUUUACGACUGUUAUAAUAGAAAAUGAGCGCCCAAUUUAUUUCCAUCCUGGUAUUUUAAAGCCUAAAUACCUUAUAAUCCACAGUACAAUGUUUACGGCUUUGAGCAUGCAUGUGUCCAUGUUUCUUACAGAUCGACAACACCUGACUAUAUGUCACUUGAGAUAAAAACAGAAGCUCAAAAUGGUGUAAUCCUAUGGCAAGGAGAGGUAAAUUAGAGUGUUGUAAUGAGUUCGGCCAACAGAGAUUGUUUAUAACUCAUGCCUGAUAAUUCGAUGACCAGAAAAGACAUCCUUCUACUUUGCCACAUUCAGUUCUGAGCUUUUUCUUAGUUAUUAAGAGAUUGUAAGAACAAAACGUUUUUCUAAAACACUUCCGUAUCUCUUUUCCAAAACGUUCGUGUAUAUUUCACACACACAUGCCCCUUGUAUUACAAACAGUUCCCUUGAUCUGUAAGGCAUCAAGCAACAUAAACAGAUACCUCAUGUUCACACCUGGAUCAAUUCGGUGUCCCUAUGAAAAAUUUUUCUUCUUGCACCUUCCAGAGAAGAGACCACUUUGCAAUCGGAUUAAGAGACCGAUUUCUGGAGUUCAGGUAAUUAUUUUAGGACUCUUGACGGCCCUACAACUGGUCGCUUUCUAAACUUAGGUAUUUUUUGCUUUCAGAGUAAAAGCACCCAUACAUGUCCUUGACCACCAAAAAUGCCAAAAGUUAGGGGUCGCUGAUGGGAGCUGGUCGCAUAUGAGACUGACGCAUCUGAAUGUCACUAAAAUUGCCUCUGAAAUAUGUAAUACACUAAAAAACAUAGACAAUAUACACGUAUUAAAACAAUAUAUUUCGCUACAUCAAUGUACUGAUGGAUCACAUAAACUGAAUAUCCGGGGACGAUAAAAUAAUAGGGAGUUUAAGCAAAAGCGUUUUUGAGUGACGCACGUCAACCGAGGCUAAAAAAUUGUAUUGCUUUACGUCUUUUUUCUCAUAUUGAUGAUUUUGCGGAGAAUUUGAGCAAAAACAAUGCUUAAAAGUAGUUAACUAUGAAAUUGAGUGAAGCACAUCCUCGGUUAAAUUUGUUACACAUUAAUCCUGGAUCACUGAUCUACAUAAAAAAAAAUAAGGGAACGGGCCCCCGGGCCCCUCCCCGGAUCCGCUACUGCAAAUAACCAGGAACUAAAUAUAUCGGCCCCUACCCUGAGAAUACUUUAAAAUCAUGUUAGCAAAUCAGUUACGUCUUUCGUAGAUUUGAACUCGGCUCUGGGCCCGCUGUACUACAAUCUCUGUCUCCAGUCAACGACAGCCAAUGGCACUCCAUCAAGGUUUACAGGUAACAAACUUUUUCAACUACAAUCUUGAAAUAAUAGUUCCUAGAUCUCCGUAUUCUAGAUGCGUUACAUUUGAGGAACAAGGAAGGGCCCGAGAAUAAACCCCCCGACUGUCAACCAUGAAAAAAAUUUUAAUCAAUUGUUGAUUUCGGCUUCUAUAUAAUAUGAAGCAGCACUGACUGCGUGAUGUCAUCCCUCCGAUAUUUUAAUUAUUAGACUAGUGACGUUUGUCGUUUAAUUUUGUAGGAGUUUCAGUGAGGGUUCCCUUAAAGUUGAUAAUCAUGAGCACGUAAAUGGCACCUCGGCUGAGGGAAGCAAAGGGCUGAAUAUUAACCAAGGUCAUAGCAUAUUUAUGGGUAAGUGCAUUGUAUAUCCUUAUCUUAUCAGUCAUCCCUACGAUCAGAAUGGGCAGUCCGUAAUAUUGGGAUUUCAUAUAUUUGAACUGCGGGAAGAAAAACCAAAUGCAGACAAGAUCAUCAAUACACAACUCAGUUGUAAAAAGAAAGCCUGAAUGCCCGUAUUCGACCCCUGACCUCUACGAUACCGGUGCAGUGCUCUUACCUAUUAAGCUAGCAAGCAGACUGGGUGUGAAUGGUCCUUUAGUAUUAUCUAAAAGUCUACCUCCUUUAUCAGUGUUCAGGAUGUUUAAUAAUGUGGAAGAUUUUUUUUUUCAUAUGAACAGGAGAUAAUUCGAACUAUAGCCUAUAUUAUCUUAAUGUUUUUUCCUCUUAUUUCCAAUAGGAGGGAGUGAAAAUAUCGCAAAAAUGACACAUGGAAAGUUUAAUACUGCUUUUAGGGGUUGUAUAAAGAAUACAUUUUUCAAGGACAGAGGCAUGGACCUCCAGGGUGACGCUAUUCGCGGUUGGAAUGUCCUACCGUGCGACAGCGAUGAGGCAGAGCCAUGA
Porites evermanni is the source of this 3723-nucleotide messenger RNA. Lineage: Eukaryota; Metazoa; Cnidaria; Anthozoa; Scleractinia; Poritidae. The record is from the annotation of a GenBank genome assembly.